This is a messenger RNA of Pteropus alecto (black flying fox), 2240 nucleotides long. RefSeq names its product napsin A aspartic peptidase (gene NAPSA). Gene Ontology annotation, cellular component: lysosome. Lineage: Eukaryota; Metazoa; Chordata; Mammalia; Chiroptera; Pteropodidae. Gene Ontology annotation, molecular function: aspartic-type endopeptidase activity. The record is from RefSeq and is a predicted model, not a curated record. The transcript is spliced from 8 exons. The coding region runs from base 187 to 1569 and encodes 460 amino acids. Gene Ontology annotation, biological process: proteolysis.
AACCCUCUAAAAACACUCCACGCAACUCUCCAAAAACACCACCCACUUUCGCCGGUGUCGCCCACCGAGAGACUUCAGGUCCCGGGUCAUCUCCAAACCCGGAGGUGGGCGGUGAACAGGGGCGGAGUCUCAAGAGGAAGAAAACUGAGCUUCUGGACACCUGGGUCCACAGCCGGGUCCCCAGAGAUGUUUCUGCCACCGCUGCUGCUGCUGCUGCUGCUGUUGCUGACCGUGGAGCCCGGUGGGACCACGUUGAUACGGAUUCCUCUCCGCCGGGUCUACACGGGACGCAGGACGCUGAACCCGCUAAGGAGAUGGGGGAACCCGGAAGAGCCCCUCAGGAUGGGGGACCCAAAGUUCAUCUCUGUGCCUCUCUCCAACUUCAUGAAUGCCCAGUAUUAUGGGGAAAUCGGGCUGGGAACGCCCCCCCAAAACUUUUCUGUCGUCUUUGACACUGGCUCCUCCAACCUCUGGGUCCCGUCCAAGAGAUGCUACUUCUUCAGCCUGCCCUGCUGGUUCCACCACCGCUUCGACUCCAAAGCCUCUAGUUCCUUCAAGCCCAAUGGGACCAAGUUCGCCAUUCAGUACGGAACCGGGCGGCUAAGCGGCGUCCUGAGCGAGGACAAGCUGACUAUUGGGGGAAUCACGGGUGCAUCGGUGACUUUCGGGGAGGCUCUGUGGGAACCCAGCCUGACCUUCAUUUUCGCUCGCUUCGAUGGGAUACUGGGCCUUGGUUUUCCCGCUCUGGCCGUGGAAGGAGUUCGGCCCCCACUGGAUAUGCUGGUGGCUCAGGGUCUCCUGGAUAAGCCUGUCUUCUCCUUCUACCUCACCAGGGACCCUGAAGAGGCUGAUGGAGGAGAGCUGGUUCUUGGUGGCUCGGACCCAACACACUACAUCCCACCACUCACCUACGUGCCGGUCACGGUCCCCGCCUAUUGGCAGAUCCACAUGGAGCGUGUACAGGUGGGCACAGGGCUGACUCUUUGUGCCCACGGCUGUGCUGCCAUUCUGGACACAGGCACCUCUCUCAUCACGGGACCCUCCGAGGAGAUCCGGGCCCUGCAUAGAGCCAUUGGGGGCAUCUCCCUGCUGGUGGGAGAGUACCUGAUCCAGUGCUCGCUAAUCACGGAGCUGCCCCCCGUCUCCUUCAACCUCGGUGGAGUCUGGUUUAACCUCACGGCCCAAGACUACGUCAUCCAGGUAGGCAGACGCGGCAAUGACGUCAGAGUGACGCGGCCGGUUGGGUUGGAGAGGGUGGGGCCGGGGGUGAGACCUCCCAAGGACGGAGAAGGGGCCGCAGAAACAUCCCUUGUGCCCCGAGAUAGUGGGCGGGCUCGGCGGGCGUCACAGCCAGUGGCCCGUUUUGUCGCCUUGCAGAUUGCUCGGGGUGGUGUCCGCGUCUGUUUGUCCGGCUUCCGGUCCUUGGACAUGCCUCCGUCCUUAGGGCCCCUCUGGAUCCUCGGCGACGUCUUCUUGCGCAGCUACGUGCCCGUCUUCGACCGCGGGAACAUGACAGGAGGCGCCCGCGUGGGGCUGGCGCGCGCUCGCUCUCGGGGAGCCAGGCGCUGACGGGGGUGGCCCACGCAGGCGCAUGCGCGCCGGUCGGCGGCCAGACCCGCCGCUUAGGGAAAAUUCGCUGUUUCCAUUAAAACUACCUUGGCCGCUUCUUCUUUUUUUUUUUUUUUUUAAUUUAAGCGCCUAAUUUGUGCAGAGAAAAACUAGCAUCCGGCUCUCUGGACUUGAAGAAAGGAAUGGGGAAGGCAUCGCUCCUUUUCUCCAGGGCUCACGCUGGGCGAGGGGUCUCGUACUACGAAUCCCAUGAAGCCCCUCGCCUACUCUGCCUCUCCUGGGAGGCGCGCGACACCGCGGAGCAUCACGGGCGUUGUGGUUCAGGCGAUGUUUUCUGGUCGCCGGGGGCGGGCGCAGCCACAACAUGCGUGGGAGGCGACAGGUCGCGACGGCAGCGACAGGUGGCAGUGUGUGUGUGUAUGGGGGGGUGGCUGAAAUCGUAAAGGAUUUUCCAUCCCUUGUUCUAAGGAGAGGGGGUGUCGUUCCCGCAGACUUCAUCUCCUGUCCCUCUCGUGUCUUGAAAUUCCGGGACCCCUGGGUCCGCCAUGAAGGCGGGGCCUGAAGCCCCCGGUUUGGGGGGAGCUGUGCUGCCCCUCCUCCGCUGAUGAUGUCACUCCCCCCUCCGCAGCCUUUUGCUGUCCAGAGCUGCCGGGGCCGGGUCACCCCUCCCC